Molecule: messenger RNA, 2127 nt
Organism: Cercocebus atys (sooty mangabey)
Lineage: Eukaryota; Metazoa; Chordata; Mammalia; Primates; Cercopithecidae
Exons: 2
Coding region: 1401-2108 (235 amino acids)
Source: RefSeq, a predicted model, not a curated record
ACACCAACAUGGGCUCCUCCGCAGGUCUCCAGCUCCACGAUCCUCAAUUAGAAACAACAAAACCGGCUCUUCCGCGGGUCUCCAGCUCCGCGAACCACAAACUAGAAAACAAAGCAUUGCCCUGUAUCUCCAGCUCCACGACCCUCAACUAAAAACACCAACUCCAGCUCCUCCACAGGACUCCAGAUACACGAACCACAAAGCAGAAAACAGCACACCACAUUGUAUCUCUAGCUCCACAGCCCUCAAUGAGAAACACCACCACUGGCUCCUACACGGCUCUCCAGCUCCAUGACCCACAAACUAGAAAACAAUGCUCGACCCUGUAUCUCCAGCUCCACAACCCUCUACGAGAAACACCAACAAUGGUUCCUCCGCGGGUCUCCAGCUCCACGAUCCUCAACUAGAAACAACAAUAAUGGCUCCACCGCAUGUCUCCAACUCCAAAUACUCAACUGGAAACACCAACGACAGCUCCUCCACAGAUCUCCAGCUCCAAGACCCACAAACUAGAAAACAGCGCUCCACCCUGUAUCUCCAGCUCCACAAACAUCAACUAGAAACACCAACUGCAUUCCUCCACGAGUCUCCAGCUCCAAAAUGCUCAACUACAAACACCAAGAUGGGCUCCUCCGCAGGUCUCCAGCUCCACGAUCCUCAAUUAGAAACAACAAAACCGGCUCCUCCGCGGGUCUCCAGCUCCGCAAACCACAAAUUAGAAAACAACGUAUCACCCUAUAUCUCCAGCUCCACAACAGUCUCCAAGAAACACCAACAAUGGCUCCUCCACGGUCUCCAAUUCCCCAAACCACAACUAGAAACACCAACACCGGCUCCUCCGCGGGUCUCUAGCAACACGACCCUCAACUACAAACACCAACACUGGCUCCUGGUGGGUCUCCAGCUCCAUGACAUUCAACUAGAAACACCAACAGCUUCUCCUCCGCAGGCCUCCAGCAUCAUGACCCUCAGAAAGAAACACUAACACUAGAUCCUCCACGGGACUCCAGCUCCACAAUUCUCAACUAGAAACACCAACACCGGCUCCUCCACGGGUCUCCAGCUACACGAUCCUCAACGAGAAACACCAACAAUGGUUCCUCCGCGUGUCUCCAACUCCAAACCCGCAACCAGAAACACCGACGACAGCUCCUUCACGGGUCUCCAGCUCCACGACCCACAAACAAGAAAACAACGCUCCAUCCUGUAUCUCCAGCUCCACGACCCACAAACAAAGACCCCCAUAGCGGCUAUUCCGCCACUGACACCUCGAUGACCCUCAACUAGAAACAGCAACUCCAGCUCCUCCAUGGGUCUCCAGCUCCACGACCCUCAACUAGAAACACCAACUCCAGCUCCUCCACGGGUCUCCAGCUCCAUGACCCACAAACUAGAAAACAAUGCUCCACCCUGUAUCUCUAGCUCCACAAUCCUCAACGAGAAACACCACCACUGGCUCCUACACGAGUCUCCAGCUCCACGACCCACAAACUAGAAAAGAACGCUCCACCCUGUAUGUCCAGCUGCACAAUCCUCAACGAGAAACACAACCACUGGCUCCUCUGCGGGUCUCCAGCUCGAACACCCACAAACUAGAAAACAACGCUCCACCCUGUAUGUUCGGCUCCACAACCCUCAACGAGAAACACCAACAACGGCUCCUGUGCGGGUAUCCAGCUCCACGAUCAUCAACUAGAAACACCAACAAUGGCUCCUCCGCAUGUCUCCAACUCCAUGAAACUCAGCCAGAAACACCAUCGACAGCUCCUCCACGGGUCUCCUGGUCCGUGACCCACAAACUAGAAAACAACGCUCCACCCUGUAUCUCCAGCUCCACGACCCUCAAAGAAAAACACCAAGAGCGGCUGCUCCGCCGUCUCCACCUCGAUGACCCUCAACUAGAAACACCAACUCCAGCUCCUCCACGGGUCUCCAGCUCCAUGACCCACAAACUAGAAAACAACCCUCCACCCUGUAUCUCCAGCUCCAUGACUGUAAAACAAAAACACCAACAGCGGCUACUCCGCCGUUUCCAUCUCGAUGACCCUCAACUAGAAACACCAACUCCAGCUCCUCCAUGGGUCUCCAGCUCCACGACCCUCAACUAGAAACACCAACUCCAGCUCC